This is a messenger RNA of Corapipo altera (White-ruffed manakin), 790 nucleotides long. RefSeq names its product major facilitator superfamily domain-containing protein 12-like. NCBI's taxonomy places the organism in Eukaryota, Metazoa, Chordata, Aves, Passeriformes, Pipridae. Gene Ontology annotation, cellular component: membrane. The record is from RefSeq and is a predicted model, not a curated record. Bases 18 to 779 code for a protein of 253 amino acids. Gene Ontology annotation, molecular function: symporter activity. The transcript is spliced from 6 exons. Gene Ontology annotation, biological process: carbohydrate transport.
GGUAUGCCUUCACCGUCAUGGCCAACAUCACUGUGUACGGCCUGACCUGGCUCCUGCUCAACUUCCAGACAGACCAGCCCGACCACAUGGAGCACCUGGGCCCCCAGGAUGUCCCUGUGUUUCGGAACCUGGCCCUCAUCGUGGUGGGGCUGGGGGCUGUGUCCUCCCUCAUCUUCCACCUGGGCACCAAGGAGAAGCCGUACCCACUGGGUGUGCUGCCUGACCUGGAGGAGACCACCCCCCUGCUGCACAAGGAGCCCCCGAGCCCCCCACGCCCGCUGCUGCUCUGGAAGGACUGGCUGCUGGAGCCCUCCUUCUACCAGGUGGCAGUGCUCUACAUGUCCACCCGCCUCAUUGUCAACCUGUCCCAGACCUACAUCGCCAUGUACUUGACCAACUCACUGAUGCUCUCCAAGAAAUACAUCGCCACCAUCCCCCUGGUCAUGUAUGUCAGUGGGUUCCUCUCCUCCUUCCUCAUGAAGCCUGUGAACAAGUGGAUCGGUCGGAAUCUGACCUACUUCGUGGGCAUCCUGGUGGUCCUGGCCUUCGCCUCCUGGGUGGCCCUGGCCACGCCGACGGGAGCUGAGGUCUACGGAGCGGCCGUGCUGCUGGGGGCUGGCUCUGCCACCAUCCUGGUCACCUCCCUGUCCAUGACAGCAGAUCUCAUCGGCACCAACACGCACAGCAGCGCGUUUGUCUAUGGUGCCAUGAGCUUCACGGACAAGAUGGCCAAUGGCCUGGCUGUGAUGUUGAUCCAGAACCUGCACCCCUGCCCGUGAGUGUCUCUGUG